Staurois parvus is the source of this 242-nucleotide messenger RNA. The record is from the annotation of a GenBank genome assembly. Lineage: Eukaryota; Metazoa; Chordata; Amphibia; Anura; Ranidae.
CAGGGGCGGACUGACCAUUUGGAAACUCGGGCACUGCCCAAGGGCCUGGGGUCAGUAGGGGGCCCCAUGAGAUGCCCCUGGUACCUUUUUCAUAGGCUUUUUUUAGUUUGGGCAAGGACACAGGGGCCCCAUGGUCCCCUAUUGCCCGGGGCCCCAUGAGUUGUCAGUCCGCCCCUGCCAUCCGCCCCUGCUUGUACUAUCAUCGCUGCAAGGAGAGGAGAAAAAGCCACUUCACAGUUCUG